GCCCCGGCAGGACCCAUGGCGGAUCCCACGGCCGCAUCAUCCCUGCGGGAAGGCGGCUCCCGCGCGCCACGGGCCUCGGCGCCCUCGCCGCCGCCACCGCCGCGUUCGCACUCGGGCUCCGAGUCGGAGGAGGCCGAGCUAUCGCUGAGCCUGGCCCGCACCAAGACCCGCUCGUACGGCAGCACGGCCAGCGUGCGGGCGCCGCUGGGCGCCGGCGUCCUCGAGCGCCUCGUGGAACACCGGGUUCGCGCCGGUGACACGCUGCAGGGCAUCGCGCUCAAGUACGGAGUCACGAUGGAGCAGAUAAAAAGAGCCAAUAAACUGUUUACCAAUGACUGUAUAUUUCUGAAGAAAACUUUGAACAUCCCAAUUAUAUCAGAGAAGCCUUUGGUGUUUAAUGGCCUUAACUCCAUUGAUUCUCCAGAAAAUGAAACUGUCGAUAGCAGUUUUGCUCCAGAGGAGCUGCCAGUGGGGGCGGAGGAAGACUUCCCUCCUCCCAGUCCCCAAGAACCCGAAGUUCAACCUGGGGAGCCCGAAGACGUGACCGCCAGGGAUUUCCUGCGGAGACUUGACCAGCAGAUUAAGUUAUCAACACAGGCAGCCAAGAAACUAAAAGAAGAGAGCAGAGAUGAAGACAGUCCCUAUGCAAGUUCCCACUAUCACAGCUAGGUGGCGAGGGCCAGCGCUGUCACCUGGAUGAAGCGAUGGUUGGACCACAGGGAACCCAACAGCUGAAGAGUCAGACUCGUCCGUUUGGAUGCCCUUGGUCUGUGAAGUCGCUCCGCCUUCUGCAGUUACGCUCAUGUAGUGCCCUCUGGCUUUCUACACGUUGACGUCUUCUUUAUAGCAUGAUAGCAGUUGUACCCUCCAGCUCAUCACUUCUGCAGGGGUGCUAGUUCUAGAUGAGCUUUUGUAGAUACCAGGUGAUAUAAAGCAUCAAAGACUAUGCAUAUAUAUGUGUGUCUGUGUAUACACACACACACACACACACACACAUAUAUAUAUACAUAUAGCAAUGUUUAUCUCAUGAAAUCCUAAUUUUGUGAAAAACUUGGUGGCUGUUUUACGUGAUGCUGAAUCUGCUGCGUGUUUAUAACUUAAGUGCUAUAUAUGUAUAUUUCCAUAUGUAUUAACAUAUUCUAUACUAGUACAAAGAACCAAAUUUUGUCUAUUUUGUAAAAAAAUAAACUACAAAAUUCUGAAUGAGAAAAUAAA
Messenger RNA from Ochotona curzoniae (black-lipped pika), 1215 nucleotides. It is a transcript of the gene LYSMD2, whose product is annotated as LysM domain containing 2. Bases 16 to 669 code for a protein of 217 amino acids. The record is from RefSeq and is a predicted model, not a curated record. NCBI's taxonomy places the organism in Eukaryota, Metazoa, Chordata, Mammalia, Lagomorpha, Ochotonidae. The transcript has 3 exons.